This is a messenger RNA of Papilio xuthus (Asian swallowtail), 530 nucleotides long. RefSeq lists its product as uncharacterized. The transcript is spliced from 3 exons. Lineage: Eukaryota; Metazoa; Arthropoda; Insecta; Lepidoptera; Papilionidae. The record is from RefSeq and is a predicted model, not a curated record. Bases 52 to 471 code for a protein of 139 amino acids.
CGCGACUCCGGCACACUCAGUCGAAGGAGCGGAGACACCGCGCGCCACAGGAUGAGUGCUCUGCUGACCGUGCUGGUCACCCUGGUGUUGCUCGCCGCGUCCGCCGCCGCCCUCAACCUCUUUCAGUACAAGACGGAGGUCGUCAAGGGUGCUUCCUGCGGUACGGAGAACAAGCAGUUGGGACCAUUUUUUAUCCCGAAUAACCAGUGCUCCGGUGUCCUGUACAAUCUGACGCAGCACUGCGAGCGCCUGGAGCUGGUCAAGGUGAGUGUGACAGACUACGCGCACGUCAAGGUCACCAUCGACGACUCGCUGAGCUCGGUGAGCAUCGAGCGCUCGCCGAACCUAGUGAGCACCUGUCCCGGGCGCGCCGCGGUGCGCGCAGUGCUGGGCUGCGGCCUGCACUCCUCCGACGAAGUGUCGCUGUCCGGAGCGCCGUCCGGUCUCGACAGCGCGCUGCCGCCCAUGUAGCGUCACGGACACGAAACCCAUCAUCUUUUUAUUCCGCAAUAAAAUGAUAUAAAACACUA